Messenger RNA from Brugia malayi, 1293 nucleotides. RefSeq lists its product as uncharacterized. The transcript is spliced from 2 exons. The coding region runs from base 1 to 1293 and encodes 430 amino acids. The record is from RefSeq and is a predicted model, not a curated record. NCBI's taxonomy places the organism in Eukaryota, Metazoa, Nematoda, Chromadorea, Rhabditida, Onchocercidae.
AUGGUGAAAAUGAAGAAAGGAAUCAUUUUCCUUCUUAUCAUUGCUUUUUCAUCCAGGACAAAGGCAACAACUCCAGGAAUUACGGUAGUAACAACAGCCUUUUUCACAUUAACUCAGACAGUAGCAGCAAGAACAGUUUCUUCUUCAACAACAAUGACAGCAUUGUCAACCGAAAAUAAGAAAAAAUCCUCUUCUCAACUACUUCUCAUGCAGCAGCAACUUGUUCAACAAAUAGAAGAACAGUCUCUUCUUCAAAAACUCCUGGAACAACAAAACCCUGUGCCUCACCAACUUCAACUUCAACAGCUACUCGAACAACUACAACAAAACCACUCGCACUCCGAGCAGCGUUUUCAACAGCAACAGCAACUUCGUCAGCAACUUGGGCAGCACAACUGUGAAAAUAAGCAACAAUUUCUUCAUAACCAGCAGAUAAUCCUUCGACAACUUCAGCAACAACAACAAUUUCUGAAUCAACUUCAAGAACAACAAAAAGUUAUUCUUCAGAAACUUCUUCAGCGACAACAGACUGCCCAAUCUCUACUGGAACAACUACCAGAUCGACAAAAAUUACUUCAAGAACAACAACCUAUUCUUCAACAGUUUUUGCAGCAGCAACUGCUUUCUCCAAAACAAACACUGCAGCCAUCGACUUUGCAUCAACAAGCGCUUGACCUUGAAAAACAAAUGCAACAAAAUCACGAGCAAUCUCGACAUCGAGAACAAAGUAAUUAUCAACAUCAAAUCCAACAGCAGGAACAACGUCUUAAACUGCUUCAGCAACACGGUGUUGUAGCUGCAAAACUUCAACAACAGGGACAACAACUUACCCAACAAUUUCAACAUCUACUGCAACUACUUCAGCUUCUACUGCAGCCGCCUUCUGAUCAGAAACUUCAAAAACAACAAACUCUUCUUCAACAACUUCUACAGCUACAACAACAACUUCUUGAACAAUACCAACAACAACAACCACUUAUUCAGCAGCUCCUCCAACAACAACAACAACUUGUGGAGCUUAUGGAGCAACAAAAACAACUUGUUGUACAAAUGCUUCUAGAACCUCAGCAAAUUUCUAAUCUCCUUGAACAACUUCAGCAACAACAAGUUGAAUUCCAACAACUUAUGCAACAGCAACAACAACUUCUCCAACAACUAAAGCAGAAGCAGCCUUCACUUCAGCAACUUCUCCAGAGACAACAGUCUAUGUUUGAAGAACUUCUGAAAAGCAAGCAAGGUCUUCUCCAAACCUUAAAACAACAAUUAGAUUAUAUGCUCCAGCACCAUGGAUAA